AUAGUCGAUACGGUCACACUGUCGCUGCCAAACGUGUUUGUUUUGUUAUUUAGCCGCGCAUUAAAGACAGAACAUGGAAAACGUCGCUCCUAGCAGCAGCAACAGCCCCAGCAAGGCAGGCAAAGUGGAUGACAUUAAUAUGGAAGGACUGUCACUCCACGAAGGCAUACGCGAUUGGCCUGUCUGCAUUAUUGUGCUGGGCAUGGCCGGCUCCGGCAAGACAACGUUCACACGCAGCCUCAUCGAGCACGCGCAGGCACAAUUCAAUCCGUACGUUGUGAACUUGGAUCCCGCCUGCCGCGAGGUGCCCUAUGCAGCGCACAUCGAUAUACGCGACACAGUGAACUACAAAGAGGUAAUGAAGCAAUACCAGCUGGGUCCCAAUGGCGGCAUUGUGACGGCGCUGAACAUGUUUACAACCAAGAUGCCCAAGUUUACGGAGCUGGUGCGUCGUGCGGGCGAGCGUGGACACAAGUGGUGUAUUAUUGACACGCCAGGACAAAUUGAAGUGUUUACUUGGUCUGCAUCGGGCAACAUAAUAACCGAAGGCUUGGCCACCAUGUUUCCCACCAUUAUAGUGUAUGUUAUGGAUGUAGUGCGCUCCGCUUGCCCCACCACCUUCAUGUCCAACAUGCUGUACGCCUGUUCCAUACUAUACAAGACGCGUCUGCCGUUUCUGGUGGCUCUUAAUAAGAUUGAUCUGAAGGACUGCGGCUUUAUACAGGACUGGAUGACGGACUUUGAGGUAUACCAGGAUGCGCUGGAGCAGGAGCAAAGCUUUGUCAACAAUCUAACGCGCACCAUGUCGCUGACACUGGACACGUUCUAUGAGAAUCUGGUGACCUGCGGCGUCUCGGCCAAAACGGGCGUUGGCUAUGCCAAGCUGCUGCAGCACAUGCUCGACUGUGUGGCCGAAUAUGAGCGCGACUACAAGCCGGUGUAUGAGAAGAUGCGUCUACAGCGGCUCGCAGAGCAGCUGGCGCCAGCAGCAACAGCUGCGCAUAUCGAUGAGGCGGGCACAGCUGUGCCCAUGGGCUUGGAUCUAAGCGAGCCCACGAAUCAAGAUGACAACAGUGUGUUUCUUAUGGCGCCCAGCUUGGUGCCACAGCAAAUGAAUGCUGAUGAGACGGAGCUGGAGCUGGACAGCAAGGGCAAGGUGGAGGAGCAGAAUUUCCAGAGUUUUGUGCAGACGCACAUGUCGGCGCAGCAGAGCAAGCGGGACAAGCAGCAGCGAAAUCAGGAGACCAAGUCCUAGCUGUGAACAUAGAUAUUUGUAUACUUAGCUUUAGAUUAUUAAAUAUAAUGCUGUGAGCUUAACUUAAACACAAUCGGAGAAACUCUUUUGGUAGGCAUUUAAUUUUGUUUCUUUAUUAUUAUUCACUUUAACAAGCAAAAACAUUCAAUACAGUGUUUGGUUUAAACUUUUUCUUUUUGUUUAUCUCAUGUGUGUAUAGGCGUAGUUAAUAUGUUUUGUAUUAGUGUCGCUUUGUAUUUGUUUAAUUGAAACUUGAAACAUUUAAAUGAAGAACGUAUAGUUCAUAUACAUAGAAUAUAUAUAGAAAUCGCUUGUGUGUGUCUGUCUGUGUGUG
Drosophila busckii is the source of this 1589-nucleotide messenger RNA. Its product is annotated as GPN-loop GTPase 1. The transcript is spliced from 3 exons. Gene Ontology annotation, molecular function: GTPase activity. Bases 74 to 1255 code for a protein of 393 amino acids. NCBI's taxonomy places the organism in Eukaryota, Metazoa, Arthropoda, Insecta, Diptera, Drosophilidae. The record is from RefSeq and is a predicted model, not a curated record.